Aplysia californica (California sea hare) is the source of this 2330-nucleotide messenger RNA. Its product is annotated as flocculation protein FLO11. Lineage: Eukaryota; Metazoa; Mollusca; Gastropoda; Aplysiida; Aplysiidae. The record is from RefSeq and is a predicted model, not a curated record.
CUGGAGACAAACUCCGACUAUGCCAGGAUGUUAUCGGAAACAGACAGAGCGGCCAGGUCUUCCCGCGGCUCUAACGACCCUUCUGUGACGUCAUCGAGAAGCUCGGGCGGGGCAGAAGGACAACAGCAACAGCAACAGCAACAGCAGGGCCCAGAGACCGAGGAUUUCGUCAACAAAGUCUGCAAAUUCGAGAUGAUUUCCAGAACAAAAUCCGGCUCUUCUUCUGCCACGUCGGCGAAAAGUCCGACCUCGAAAACGAGCCCGGGGAAAUCUUCCACCGCCAAAUCCCCGUCCAGCUCCUCGCUGUCCUCCCAGACGGGCUUUUCGGACAAAACGAACAGCAUGGCUAGUAGUGGUAGUGGUGGUAGCAGCAGUAACAACAACAACAACAACAGCAGCAGCAACAACAACAGCCCUGUUUCUCCGUUCGGCGGCCCACAGUCCCCUACCGCCGGGUUUGUGGGUGAGAAGGUGUUCACUCGGGACACGGCCACAACGAGGGUGUCUGCGAGCCUUCUGCAGGGUUUGAACUCUGACCGCGUGGCCAGUACGGCCAGCUCUAAUUCUCUGACCAGCGUGAGUACUCUCAGCUGGACGUCCGACGCCUCGGACAGUUCCGGUGGCGCGACCAGCUCACGGGGUCACAGCGGGGUCAAGAGGUCACCGCACAACAGUAGUUGUUCCGGGGCGGGGCUCUCGGCGGAGGAUGAAGACACGCCCACCCCCGUGGCUAGUCCCCGCCCCCUUGCUGGGAGCGUGAUUCAGGGCAGGGGGAGCAAGCGAGGCGGGGUGAUCGAUUUGAGCUCCUCUUCUUCUUCUUCUGCUUCCCCCUCCUCGUCGGCUGCUGCCUUCACAUUCCCUCAUCAACAGCAGCAUCAGCAUCACCAACCAGCGCCGGUCACCAGAAAGUUUGUGACUCUCUCUUCCCCCGACAACGAUAACCCACCCCUUCCUGUUGUCACGCCCCUCCCCAACCCGACCAACUCUCUCCGCUUUGUCGUGUCUCCCAACGGUCGCGGGGGCAGCAGCGGCGACAGACACACCGACCCCACUUCGCCCUCGGAUAAAGACACCCACCACCAGCCCUCGCCAACAUCCUCGGUGAGUAGCAGCAGCAGUAGUAGCAGUUUCGCUGCCGGUGUCGCUUCUUCACACGAGACCAACACUGCUGCUUCUGCUCACCCGACACACAGGAACACUUUCGAGGGCAUCGAUUUCGACUUCAACGAUCUGACCGCUCCGGAAAAGGAGCUCGCUCUCAAGCACAGAGAGAUCGUGGCGGAGAGAAAGAAGGAGCAGGAGAGAGAGAAGCAGGACAGACAGCGACUGGAGGAGAUUCUCAAAAUGUGUGAGGAUUACCAGAACGAGAUCAGCACCGAGCUGACCUCUACCCCAGGGGGUGGGCCCCCUACCCUCUCUUCCAACACGUAUGGAUUUACCUCGGCUCAACACAAACCAAAAAUCUCCCCCCACCCCAACCACCUCCAACAACACCUCCCACAGAACGUACAACAACAACAACAACAACAACAGCAACAACUACAGAACGCGUACGCCAAGAGAAGUCAGCCCCCCGGCGUGUUAGACGUGAGCAGAGACCGCGCGAACUCGCCAUCAUCAUCAUUAUCGUCAACCCCUUCCUCCUCCGACAGACGAGAGAGAGCGGGGAACAUGACCAAAAUCAAGACCAACGGCUCCCUCAUGCUCAACUCACCCACCAACUCCCACAAAGAGUUUGCCAGCUUCCCCAUACCGCAGGCGACAGCAACAGCAACAGCAACGACAGCUACUGCUGCUACAACUGCAGCUUCUACCAGCGGACAGGCGAAAGGAGAGACGUCUUCGGCGUAUUCUUCCAACUCGGAGGACGAGACAGUGGGCACGAGCGAGGACACGGGGACCAUCAAGAAAAGACCGAGCCCUGGCGAGGGCCCCGCCAGCCCUUUCCGAGAGCAACAACAACAACAGCAACAACAACAACAGCAACAAGAGCUGUUUCAAGACACGAGUUCAGGAAAACCCGACGGUCCCAAUUUGAGAAAACCCGCUCCGGUGUCUUCGUCAUCAUCAUCGUGGGGAAAACCCGGAUCCGGAGCCGCCUUGUUCCAGGACUCGAUCUCGGUCUCGGCCAGCGUGGACCCCGAGUCCAACACGGUGAGCGUGUCGGACGACUACACCGAGUCCGUCACCAUGGCGACGCUAUCCGCCGAGGCCGAUCCCGAUUCUGAUCCCAUCUACGACGACGUGCACACGUCGAGCCCGACCCCCGCCACCCCCACCCUCCUGUCCCCCGUGAGCGGCGUGGUGGUCCCUCACGACCCCCGACUCGG